AUGUCUCAACCAGAGGAACCCAUGGAUGUUGCAGAUGUGGGAGAAAAUUCAAAUGGAUCCUCGAGCGAUACCACGUCCUCGAGGGGAAAAGAAGGUGAUUUCGAAAGUAAAAUUGAAACCGAUCGUUCCAAAAGAUUUGAGUUUUUGUUGAAACAAACUGAAAUCUUCUCUCAUUUUAUGACAAACACCCCUAAAUCUGGUGCCAGUCCCCCUAAACCAAAAGCCGGUAGACCCAAGAAGAUUAAGAUGGAAGAGAGCGGAUCAGCUGGCGAUCAUCGUCAUCGAAAAACUGAGCAAGAAGAAGAUGAGGAACUGCUGGCAGAAACGAAUACAAAAGUUAAAUCCAUAUUCCGCUUUGAAGCAUCCCCACCCUAUAUUAAAAAUGGUGAAAUGCGUGAUUAUCAAGUGAGAGGUCUCAAUUGGAUGAUAUCACUCUACGAAAACGGCAUCAAUGGUAUUUUGGCUGAUGAGAUGGGUCUUGGAAAAACUUUGCAGACCAUUUCCCUGCUUGGGUACAUGAAGAAUUUCAAGAAUGUACCUGGGCCACACAUUGUUAUUGUGCCAAAAUCAACCCUGACAAAUUGGAUGAAUGAGUUCAAGAAAUGGUGCCCUUCACUGAGAGCAGUUUGUCUGAUUGGUGACCAAGAAACAAGGAGCACAUUCAUCCGUGAGGUUCUUAUGCCUGGUAACUGGGAUGUUUGCAUCACAUCUUACGAGAUGAUCAUUCGGGAGCGAUCAGUAUUCAAAAAGUUUAAUUGGAGGUACAUGGUGAUUGAUGAGGCUCACAGAAUUAAGAAUGAAAAGUCCAAACUGUCUGAACUGCUCAGAGAGUUCAAGAGUAUGAACAGGUUGUUGCUGACUGGUACUCCACUGCAGAACAACCUUCAUGAGCUCUGGGCAUUACUCAACUUCCUUCUACCAGAUGUCUUUAAUAGCUCUGAUGACUUUGACUCAUGGUUCAACACAAAUGCAGCUCUCGGGGACAAUCAAUUAGUCUCUCGAUUGCAUGCAGUGUUAAGACCAUUUUUGCUUCGUCGUCUGAAAUCUGAAGUCGAGAGGAAACUUAAACCGAAAAAGGAGGUCAAGGUUUACGUUGGUUUAAGCAAAAUGCAAAGAGAAUGGUACACUAAGGUUUUAAUGAAAGAUAUUGAUGUUGUAAAUGGCGCCGGAAAGGUAGAGAAGAUGCGACUGCAGAACAUUCUUAUGCAGCUCCGUAAGUGUUGCAACCAUCCCUAUCUGUUUGAUGGCGCUGAGCCCGGCCCACCCUAUACUACAGACAUGCAUCUUGUCAACAACUGUGGAAAACUCGCCAUUCUCGACAAAUUGCUACCUAAAUUACGUGAACAGGACUCCAGAGUGCUCAUUUUCUCUCAAAUGACCAGGAUGCUGGACAUUUUGGAAGAUUAUUGUCUUUGGCGGCAAUAUAAGUAUUGCCGUUUGGAUGGUCAAACCCCACAUGAAGAUAGAAACAGGCAAAUAGAAGAAUACAAUGCUGAGGGAAGUGAGAAGUUUGUGUUUAUGUUGUCGACGCGCGCUGGAGGUCUCGGUAUCAACUUAACGUCCGCGGAUGUUGUCAUCAUAUACGAUUCUGAUUGGAAUCCACAAAUGGACUUGCAGGCUAUGGACAGGGCUCAUCGUAUUGGGCAGAAGAAACAAGUGCGAGUAUUUCGACUUAUUACGGAAAAUACUGUUGAAGAAAAAAUUGUUGAACGUGCUGAAGUCAAAUUGAGGCUAGACAAACUUGUCAUUCAAUCAGGACGUUUAGUUGACAUCAAGAGUCAACUGAAUAAAGACGAAAUGCUCAACAUGAUCCGACAUGGUGCCAAUCAUGUGUUCUCGUCUAAGGAUUCGGAAAUCACUGAAGAAGACAUUGAUGUCAUAUUAGCUAAAGGAGAACACAAGACUGAAGAGUUGAAGCAGAAGCUGGAGAGUCUAGGAGAAUCGUCCCUGCGGGCGUUUUCCAUGGACACCCCCGGCGCAACGACUGAUUCAGUGUAUCAGUUUGAAGGGGAGGAUUACAGAGAGAAGCAGAAAGUUUUACCCAUUGGUAAUUGGAUAGAACCGCCUAAACGCGAACGUAAAGCUAACUAUGCAGUGGACGCUUACUUCCGAGAGGCACUCCGCGUUUCCGAACCGAAGGCGCCAAAGGUACAGGCUCCUCGUCCUCCAAAGCAGCCUAUCGUACAAGACUUCCAGUUCUUCCCGCCGCGACUUUUCGAGUUACUGGAUCAAGAAAUAUAUCACUACCGCAAAACAUUAGGGUACAAAGUACCGCGAAAUCCUGAGUUAGGCCCCGAUGCAGCCAAGAUUCAAAGAGAGGAACAGCGGAAGAUAGACGAUGCUGAAGCUCUAACAGAGGAAGAGAUACAAGAAAAGGAACAACUGUUGACUCAAGGCUUCACAAACUGGACAAAACGAGACUUCAAUCAAUUCAUCAAAGCUAAUGAAAAAUACGGCAGAGAUGAUAUUGAAAAUAUUGCCAAGGAUGUGGAAGGGAAAACUCCAGAGGAAGUCAUGGAAUAUUCUGCAGUAUUUUGGGAGCGGUGUCAUGAACUCCAAGACAUAGACAGAAUAAUGGGUCAAAUUGAAAGGGGAGAGGCGAAAAUACAAAGGCGAGCAUCAAUCAAGAAAGCCCUGGACGCCAAGAUGGCGCGCUACAGAGCUCCAUUCCACCAACUAAGAAUAUCGUAUGGAACAAAUAAAGGAAAGAAUUAUGUUGAAGAAGAGGACAGAUUCCUGGUAUGCAUGUUACACAAAUUGGGUUUCGACAAAGAAAAUGUUUACGAAGAACUACGAGCAUCAGUACACGCCGCGCCGCAAUUCCGAUUUGAUUGGUUCCUCAAAUCUAGAACAGCUGUUGAAUUACAGCGCAGAUGUAACACACUCAUCACUUUGAUUGAAAGAGAAAAUCAAGAACUUGAAGAGAAAGAACGGGCUGAAAAGAAGAAAAAGAGUGGUGCUGCCAAUCAAAAUACUCCCGGCGGUAAUGCCAGUGGCAAAGGCGCCAACACCAGUAAGCGCAAGGCCGAUAAUACUCCAGACACAGCCCAGAAGCACAAAAAGAAGAAGAAAUGA
Molecule: messenger RNA, 3075 nt
Organism: Spodoptera littoralis (African cotton leafworm)
Lineage: Eukaryota; Metazoa; Arthropoda; Insecta; Lepidoptera; Noctuidae
Source: the annotation of a GenBank genome assembly